Trypanosoma grayi is the source of this 1236-nucleotide messenger RNA. RefSeq names its product ATP-dependent RNA helicase DED1. NCBI's taxonomy places the organism in Eukaryota, Euglenozoa, Kinetoplastea, Trypanosomatida, Trypanosomatidae. Gene Ontology annotation, molecular function: RNA binding; RNA helicase activity; ATP binding. The transcript has a single exon. The record is from RefSeq and is a predicted model, not a curated record. Gene Ontology annotation, cellular component: nucleus. Bases 1 to 1236 code for a protein of 411 amino acids.
AUGGCAUGCGCACAAACGGGUUCUGGCAAGACUGCAGCUUUCCUUGUCCCAGUCAUCCAUUACAUCCUGAAGUAUGGCGUGUCGCCAGCUCGUAAUCGUGUUAGUUAUCCGAUUGCCGUCAUUAUGGCCCCCACGCGUGAGUUGGCGUUACAGAUAUACGACGAGGUGCGCAAGCUGACCUUCCGCACGGACAUCUUUUACGACGUGGUGUACGGUGGGACGCCGUAUCCUACCCGUUUCGAGAAUGAUAUCCUCGUUGCGUGCCCUGGCCGCUUAAAGGAUAUAUUUGAUCGCGGCAUUGUUUCUUUCAGCAAGGUGAAGUUCCUCGUCCUUGAUGAAGCCGAUCGCAUGUUGGAGAUGGGGUUUGAGGAGCAGAUUGAGUAUCUCGUCGCGUCACGCUACACAGACAUGCCGCAGGCCACUGACCGGCAGACGUUGAUGUUCAGCGCGACGUUCCCGCAGCGCAUCCUGAACCUCGCGAAGAGGUACCUACGCCAACAGUACUAUCUCCUCACUGUUGGUCGUGUCGGUUCAACAACAAAGAACAUCACUCAACGGAUUGAACGCGUGCAGGAGUCGGAGAAGGUGGACAAGUUGUUUGAGGUCAUUUACCAGCAGAAGCAGACUGAUUUGGUCCUGAUCUUCGUCGAGACAAAGCGCGCCGCGGAGGAUCUUCACUACGCUCUCAAGAAUGAAGGUAUCCCCAGCGCCACCAUUCACGGUGACCGCAAGCAGUUUGAUCGCGAACGGGCUCUGCGAGAUUUUAAGGAAGGCAUCACACCCAUUCUUGUUGCGACCGAUGUGGCCUCGCGUGGUCUCGACAUCCCGAAUGUCGCGCACGUCAUCCAGUACGAUCUCCCGAAGGAGAUGGACGACUACACCCACCGUAUCGGUCGUACCGGGCGUGCGGGGAACAAGGGCGUGGCUACCUCCUUCUACAACAAGAACAACCGCAACCUCGCCGUGGACAUGUACAACUACCUCAAGGAGCACGAGCAGGACGUGCCUGUGUGGUUUGAAGAGGAGAAGGACAUCGUCGAGGGCGACCGGUUCUUAGGCAUGAGCCGCGGCGGCGGCGGCAGGCGUGGUGGUGGCGGUGGUGGUGGUGGUGACAGCUACCGCGCGGCCCCAACGCUGUCGAACUCCACGUGGGGAGAGUCGGCGCCGUCGCGCGGUCGCAUGAGAGGCGCGGGUCGGCAGCAUGGUGCCUCCAACAUUGACGACGGCGGCUUUUGA